Molecule: messenger RNA, 2411 nt
Organism: Heteronotia binoei (common prickly gecko)
Lineage: Eukaryota; Metazoa; Chordata; Lepidosauria; Squamata; Gekkonidae
Gene: PPP1R15B
Product: protein phosphatase 1 regulatory subunit 15B
Exons: 2
Coding region: 714-2210 (498 amino acids)
Biological process (GO): response to endoplasmic reticulum stress
Cellular component (GO): endoplasmic reticulum; protein phosphatase type 1 complex
Molecular function (GO): protein phosphatase regulator activity
Source: RefSeq, a predicted model, not a curated record
CUCAGCACCUUCAGUCCUUCCCGUCGCGGGCGCCCAAGCGCUGAACGUGCGAUGAGCGCCAGAAAGCCGGUAGAGGGCCCGCGGGGUGGGGGGAGGCGCCGCAGAGGAGAGCGGGAGAGUUGGGGAGAUCGGGGCGGAGGCCGCCAGAGCGGGGCCCCUCCACCUAAAAUGUUAUUCCCUGCCCUCCCCCUCUAAAAUAUCCUGGCUACAGACCUGUUUCGGCUACCAAUAAAACAGUAGGUCUAAAUGUUUUAAAACCUAACAGGCUGAUGCAACCACUGCUCUGAGGCGCCGCCUAUUACCAAAGGUCUCUACAGGCGUGGCCGCGCUUCUGCAGGGAACCAAUAAGGUGCCGUCGACUCCGGGCUGCGUCGCCCGGUUGUUAGUAGAAGCGCCGCCUGGUCUUUAAUUUUCCCUUUUUGGAAGAAGGCAAAGAAGAGCUUUUCUUUCCUGUCAGCGCAACUGAUGGAGCGCCUGCGUACUCGUGAACCGUCAGCGGAGUCUUUCGGCCCGCAACUCAACCGUUGAGCCGUGGGGCCGGCGCCAUUUUGUUUUCCCCUUAUUUAACGAGCCGCCUUGGACGAUGAGGCGACCGUCUUGUGUUCUUUGGAACAUGGCGCGGCCCAUCCUGGGAGGAGGAAGUCACCGCAUUCUUACGAAGCCUAGAAACCUCACGGACGGGAAGAACAGGCUGAGGUAAGACCCAGCCGGCCAUGGAGCCGAGCAGGGAGCAGGAGCCGGCGAGCUCUUCCCUCGGUUCUUGUCCGUCCUCUUUGCCGCAGCCCCAACCUGACGCCCCGUUUUCGUGGCUGCGGCUCUUUUCUCAGCUGCUGCAGCGUGUCCUGCCCAGUCCGUCCACUUCUGUCCUCCUAUUGAAGGCCGAGGCCCACGCGACCGACCCCGAGCCUUCUUUGCCCGUGUGGGAAGCUGCCGAGCUAACCCCGCUUCUUGUCAAGCACCACUUCGGCGUGGUUUCGUCCUCCUUCGUGCUAGGUGGCGCCGAAGAGAACCCGCUGCCUCGGGCCUUGAGUGCCUCUUGGGAACAGCUGCCCGAGGCCCAUCAUCUCUGCUCCAAACUGCCCGAUAUCUUGCGGCAGGUGCAGCUGCGGGGCAGCAAGGUGGGUCUGGAUGUGCCGGAUCCUGAUUAUGGUUAUCAUAGCUUGGAGGAAGAGCAACAGCGGGGGUCCUGGGCACUGAAAAAGCAUGCGGGGCCUUCAGUGGAUUAUUGCGAACUAGAUCUAAAGAAGCCGGACCCUGGAAACACCCGUGAGCCUCCCGGUGCGAGGCAUCCCUGCGAGGAGGCCGGAGCUGCAGCCAAAUCCAUCCCCGAUGAGAACUUUGAUUUAGACCAAGAGUUGUUCCCGGUGGAGGCCAGACCGGCGUGUGCUAACAAACUGAUAGAUUACAUUCUGGGGGGCGCCUGUAGCGGGGAGGAGAGCGAGGAGGAGGAGGACUGGGAUGAGGACGAGGAUUAUGAUGAUGGGUUUGAUAGUGAAGGUUCCCUUUCGGAAUCUGACCUGGCCAGCCAGGAAGGCGAGAGUACGCAUCUGUGGAACUCCUUUAGUAGCCUAGAUCCUUACAACCCUCAGAACUUCACAGCUGUUAUUCAGACUGCUGGAAACGAAGCCAAAAAAGAACUUCCUGGUGAGCCAAAUAGGGUAGAGGAUGUGGAGGAUUCUUCCUCUUGGACGGAAAGUUCUGGAGAGGAAGAUGACUGGGAUUCUUGUGGCCUAGAUGAAUCUGAAAAUUUAAAGCUGUGGAAUUCUUUCUGUAACUUGGAGGAUCCUUAUAAUCCUUUCAACUUCAAGGCACAGUUUCAGACUGCAGAAAAGAAAGUGAAGCAUGGCUUGAAAGGACCAGUAGGGAUGUGCCUUUCUCAACAGAGUGUCUGUUUUAGUUGUCAAGUGCAUGUGCUUGAUAACUGUGAGCCUGAGAUUAAGGAAACUGUGAAGCAUGGCAUCCUUUCUAGAGAAAAGUGCAUGAAGAAUAAGAAAAAGGUGGCUUUCGUAGAAGAAGUUACUGAGUAUUACGUGAGCAAUGAGGAAGAUCGCAAAGGACCCUGGGAAGAACUUGCGCGUGAUGGGUGCAGAUUCCAUAAACGAAUUCAAGAAACUGAAGAUGCUAUUGGGUACUGCUUAACAAUAGAGCACAGGCAGCGAAUAAUGCAAAGGCUCCAGGAAAUGUGUUACAGAAAGCUUGAUGUUUUCUAGCAGCUUAAUAAACUAUUUUAACUCACACUAAUAAUACUUAUGAACCAUCUCACAAAAGAUCACCUUUUCUAAUAAAAUGGCAGCUGCCUACAAAGAUCUAAAACUGGAGGACAUGAAAAAUUAAUACCACAUUCCAAUACUCUGCCAAUAAAUAUGCUGUAUGUAUCUGAAUGUGGUCUUGAAAUAAACUUUGUUGGGUAA